Fundulus heteroclitus (mummichog) is the source of this 5746-nucleotide messenger RNA. RefSeq names its product rho-related BTB domain-containing protein 2. Gene Ontology annotation, biological process: small GTPase-mediated signal transduction. The transcript is spliced from 10 exons. Lineage: Eukaryota; Metazoa; Chordata; Actinopteri; Cyprinodontiformes; Fundulidae. Gene Ontology annotation, molecular function: GTP binding; protein binding; GTPase activity. The record is from RefSeq and is a predicted model, not a curated record. The coding region runs from base 755 to 2833 and encodes 692 amino acids.
UUCUUUACCGAAGACAACCUUGCAGGUGUUAUUCCCACUUUCUGACUCUAUUCUUGUAUCCUUCUCCACGUUUUUUAGUUGAUCCGUUCUGAUUUAGAUGCAGAAAUUCGGACUCUGGCUGCUUCAGUGCUGACUGAGGAAUGAGAUUUGUGCGACUUUAAAGGGGAUCAGUGUUUUGUAAUGAUCGUCUCUAUUUUUUUUUUUUUUUUCCUCCCUCUGUGCGCCUGCCUAUUAUUAGCUACGAAGGCCUUACAAUAAGUGGAAGAGGCUCCAUGACGGCGGGAGCUGCAGCUCAGCAAGCAGCACCGGCCGCCGGCAGCCUUCACAGCAGCCUCCCGGCAGCGCAGUCGCGUUGCCCGCUCUGAUCCGGACCGGGCUUUUCUCGGUCGGCUAUUUUCCCCAGCCCUCGGUUCCCUUUGCCCCGAAGAUGACGCUGAAUACGAGCAGCCGUCAGGUGCGAGCCGCAUCCCAUGGAGCCCUGCUUUGCGACUCGCCCGUCCAGCCUAAUGCAGCGCUUCCCUUUGUUGCGGUAAGGAGGGUUUCGUGCAGCGUUUAGUCUGGCAGCGGAAUCGAACUGCUUUUUAAUCCUUUAUCGCUGGUUUUGCGCUGGAGUCGCUCGGAGCCGGAUAAACAGGGCUCAGGAGUCAGUGACGGGGCGUUACAUAACGUGUAAUGCAGCAAAGCCUCAUGACUAGUUUGUCUCGGUGCUGGAGAGACAGUUCGCUCCUCAUGGUCCCAGUUGACAGAUACUGACAUGGACUAUGAGAGGCCAAACGUUGAAACUAUCAAGUGUGUGGUGGUGGGAGACAAUGCCGUUGGAAAGACCCGCCUCAUCUGCGCCCGGGCCUGCAACGCCACGCUCACUCAGUACCAGCUACUCGCUACGCAUGUGCCCACAGUUUGGGCCAUUGAUCAGUACAGAGUAUGCCAAGAGGUGUUAGAGCGCUCCAGAGAUGUAGUGGAUGAUGUAAGUGUGUCCCUUCGGCUAUGGGAUACUUUUGGAGAUCAUCAUAAGGACAGGCGCUUUGCAUACGGCAGGUCCGAUGUUGUUGUGCUAUGCUUCUCCAUCGCCAACCCCAACUCUCUGUACCACGUGAAGACCAUGUGGUACCCAGAGAUCAAGCACUUCUGUCCCCGCGCUCCGGUCAUCUUGGUAGGCUGUCAGCUGGACCUGCGCUACGCCGAUCUGGAGGCAGUGAACAGGGCACGGAGGCCUUUAGCCAGACCUAUAAAAUCUAAUGAGAUUCUACCACCAGAGAGAGGCCGCGAGGUGGCCAAAGAGUUGGGUGUCCCAUAUUACGAAACCAGUGUUGUUGCUCAGUUCGGCGUCAAGGACGUCUUUGACAACGCCAUCCGAGCCGCUCUCAUCUCUCGCCGUCAUCUGCAGUUUUGGAAAUCUCACCUCAGAAAUGUCCAGCGACCUCUGCUCCAAGCGCCCUUCCUGCCACCCAAACCUCCCCCGCCUAUUAUCACUGUGCCACCUCCCCCCUCCACCACAGAAGAGCACCCGGCGGGUCUUCUGGAGGACCCACACUGUGCUGAUGUCGUCCUGGUCCUGCAGGAGCGACAGAAGAUCUCUGCGCACAAGAUAUACCUGGCCACAUCCUCCUCAAAGUUCUAUGACCUGUUUAGUAUGGACACACAUAAUGAGGAGAGUGAAAGGCCCCCCCGCGGCCCUCUCUCUGGUCGAGAGCUGCUGAUGCGCGCCGCUAGCUUUGAUGUUUGCGAGAGCAGUGACGACGGCGACAGGGCCAACUUGAGGGCGUGCACGAGUGACGGGACCCUGAAGGACUCCGACAGGGCCCGGCGGGGCAGGGUGCUCUCCUCAUGGAGUCGAGCCUUCGUCAGCAUCCAGGAGGAGCUGGUGGACGACCCUGUGACAUACACGCCCAGAUUCAUGACUGUAGUACACAUGGACCAGUCGAUCCAGCUGGGCCCUUUUCGAGCUGUGCUCCGCUACCUGUACACCGGUCAGCUGGAUGAGAACGAGAAGGAGCUCAUGCAGAUUGCCCACAUCGCUGAGCUGCUGGAGGUCUUUGAUCUGCGGAUGAUGGUGGCGAACAUACUCAACAAUGAAGCCUUCAUGAACCAGGAAAUCACCAAAGCCUUCCAUGUACGCCGCACAAACCGAGUCAAAGAGUGCUUGGCUAAAGGCACCUUUUCUGACGUGGUUUUCAAGCUGGAUGACGGGACGAUAAUGGCCCACAAGCCUUUGCUCAUCUCUAGUUGUGACUGGAUGGCAGCUAUGUUUGGUGGACCUUUUGUUGAGAGCUGCACAAAAGAGGUGUUGCUUCCCAACACAACCCGAAGCUGCAUGAGGGCUGUGCUGGAGUAUCUGUACAUGGGUAGGUUUUGCUCCCGGCCUGACUUGGAUGCAAUGGAGCUCAUUGUGCUUGCCAAUCGUCUUUGCCUCCCCCACCUGGUCGCUCUCACAGAGCUCUACACAGUAACAGUGUUGACAGAGUCGGCCAUGAUGGGGACGGAUAUAGAUGGCGAUGUGCUGAUAUACUUGGAUAUGGCCCAGUUCCAUGGAGCCCAGCAGCUGACUGGAUGGUGUCUGCACCACAUCUGCACCAACUACAACAGCGUCUGCCGCAAGUUUCCCCGUGAAAUGAAGGCAGAGUCCACAGAGAAUCAAGAAUACUUUGAGAAACAUCGCUGGCCACCAGUUUGGUACUUGAAGGAAGACGACCACUACCAAAGAGCGCGCAAAGAGCGUGAAAAAGAAGACUACCUGUACCAGAGGCGGCAGUGUAAACGCAAGUGGCUCUUCUGGAACCUUCCCUCCUCCCCAAACUCAAACUCCCCCUCCGGAUCAUCUGCCAUCAUUUGACAGGGUGGUAAGGGCAGGGUCCGCCCUGGAGUGCAUCUGUGUGUUUGCAAGUUGUAAAGGAUACAAUAGAAGAAUAAGCGCUGAGAGCUUGGCAUACUCCAAACAGUCAGGCAGACUGUUUCUCCUUCUGCCUGUGUGGGUGCUCCAGGUCUGCAACGUCAGCUCAGAGCCGUGAUUAAAAUAAAAAAGUUUAUUCCCCACAAUUUCAGCUCUGUACAUGUAAAAGUCAAACCUCAGCGAUAUAUACACCUUUUGUCACAUAUGACACAGUGUAAAGAGCAAAUAUCAGAUCUUGUGUAUUCUUAUAUAUUCCCAAAUUAGAGUUUUAAACGUAAAAAAACCACAACUCUACUGGCACAGAACUGUCCACUUGUGGCUAUAGAUAUUAUCAGUAACCUGAGCUGACAACUAAGUGCUGCUUACCAGCUGUGACAACCAGCAAUUCAACACUAACUUAAGUCUCAGAGAUAUUACACUUUGCCCUUAAGUGUUUGUACAAUCUGCCAAACCGUGUGUUGAUUAUGAUUUCACAAACAGGAUGUUACAAACGUAUAGCCUGCCUGGAAAGAGCAAACUGUCAUUCAGUCAUUCAUUCUGGUCAUUUUUUUUAAUUACAAUCAUGUCUGCAAAACAACAACAAUAACAACAGCAAAACAAAAGCACUUCUAUUCCUGUUAUUUUUGUAUUUUUAUUCAACUUUGCAGGAUUUGUACAGCAAGCUUGCACAGCUUAAACUAGUAUCUCUUGACACACUAACCACUUACAUAUCGUGAUCUUUUGGUCUGUGGCUUUUUGUCACAUAAGGGCUUAAGCUCACACGAAUGCAUUCAGUGUCCUCUGACGCACAGGAUCCCUGAUCAAGAGGUUUCUUUUCUUUAAGUUGCCCCUGAAUGCAGCCAGCCAGCGCCACCACUAUUCUAAAUGGGUUGCUCUUUGGCUUUAGAAGAUAUUCCUUGCUUCAGUAGAGGAAGUCCCUUUGACUGAAUGUGGUUAUAUAUGAGGGGGGUGGGGUUAUAACUGGAUGAUGUAAUCCGUACUCUUCAACACCGCCACAAGCACUUUCUGGACCUGAGAGACACACGUGAACUUCCAGUGGCAGCAAACUGCUGAGCAGCAUUAGACUGUAUUGUGCUACGUGACGAGGAACAGGAAAGACAAGUCCAAGACUUUUAAAUUGUGUCCGUUACUUUUGUGAAUAUUGAAGCAUCUUUCUGGAUUUGUUUUGCACACCUCGCUGUAUAACAUAUUCAAGAUUGUCAUCUGCUGCUGCGCUUGAUUGUACGAUGGGCUUCAGAGUGAUUCAGAUUUGCAGGCAUGGUGCUGAGGGAGGGUGGGUAAUAUUGUAAAUUGUAUUAAAUAUCAGACUCUAAUGUGCUGCUGUUACCUGACAUUGUGCACUGCUGGCAGUGAGCAAAAAUCUUACAGUAUUCCAGAAAAUAGGCUGAUCAAAAUUGUAUUUAGUUACUGUGCAGCUACUUGUUGAAAAAAUAAAAAAAUAUAUAUAUAUUGUGCUGACUUCCAGCUAUAUCUGUUACAUACUUUAGUGUACAUGCAAAUUAUAGGCAGGUAAAUUUAACAGUGGAUUACAUGUAAAAUAGAUUUGCGACAUAAAGUAGACAUAUGCAUAUACAAAUGAUAUCCUAAAACUAUAUGUUACAUCUUUAAAUCAUGCCGGUGUUUUAGGAAAACAGAUUUCUCAUUGCAGCAUUUGCAUAUGGAGCGGAAAUUAUAGAAAGCUUUUUUUUAAAUAUUGUGUACCAUCGUUCUUCUGACGGACCGGGCAUGCAGGGUCUUGCAAAGUUAUUCAUACCCCUUUAAACUUUUCAUAUGUUGUAACAUUACAGCAAAUUUGAAUAUAUUUAGAUUGUUGUGUAAUAUGGUCGGUGGUUUCUGAUAGCAACCACCCUGCACCGGAUGUUAUAUGGGUAUUGGAGUACCUGGGUGUACAGAUUUUCCUUCCACCUCACAAUUACACACCACGCUAUGUUUGCCUGUCAAAAAUAAAUUACUAUCCGGAGACUAGUGGUUGUAAUGUGAAAAAAUAUAGAAAAAAUUAAGAGGUAUGAAUACUUGUAAAGGCUCUGUAUGUUUGGAGCCCCCCCUCCCAAAAAAGAAAAGAAAAACAAUUAACCAAAAAAAGACUGUAUGUUUAUUGGUAAUAAAACCUUGCUUGUAUUUACGGCUGACCUUAUAAAUAAACACCACAAAUGGAUCCUCACAAUAGAAUACUUGAUAGCUUUUAAAAUAUGAGAUUUAGAUAAGAGAUGGGCUGUUGCUCUAAGCAGCAGCUUUAAAUUAUUUUCAGAGAAAUCUUGCUAAUGUUAAUUUAAAAUACGUCUUUUGUUUUUAUUAACAUAAAAGAUAUUUUAGCACAGAUUCUUGUUUAGAAACAUUGUAGAGCAAAACGUAUAGUUAUCCUGAAUGUUCUAAGUAUAUUUUAAUUAUUAUGUUUAGUAGGAUAACUGCUGGAAGGUCUGUAAAGUUAUAUGAUUUGCCUUUAUAGUGAGACAGCUGAUCUUCUUAGAUAUAUAUUUCAUUUCAUUGCAUUUCUCAGUGAUUCUUCUGUUGAUGUUUUGCAUCAACAACACCUCAUGCCUUAAUGUACAGUGUAUUGUAGUAUAUGGUGUCGAAUGUAAAGUUACGUAACUGUGGUCACCAACUUGUUUGCUGUCUCUUAAGCUGCCUGGCGCUCUCUGAUCUGUAAACGUGCACAAACCAUAAUCUGGAUCUAAAGCAACCCGUUUUAAGUUCGAUUAGUUUGCUAUAGUUUGAAUAUUGCAAUAUUAAAAAAAAAACAGAAAAACAAAUCUCACCAAGGCCAGACUACACUAAGGACAAAUAUCCAAAUUAUGACACUUACCAUGAAAUGAAUGCAGGGAUUUCACAUUCAUUUCACAGUUUUAGAGUUUCCUU